Messenger RNA from Eufriesea mexicana, 723 nucleotides. RefSeq names its product gustatory and pheromone receptor 32a-like. Gene Ontology annotation, biological process: male courtship behavior; sensory perception of taste; chemosensory behavior. Bases 1 to 723 code for a protein of 240 amino acids. The record is from RefSeq and is a predicted model, not a curated record. NCBI's taxonomy places the organism in Eukaryota, Metazoa, Arthropoda, Insecta, Hymenoptera, Apidae. The transcript is spliced from 5 exons. Gene Ontology annotation, cellular component: neuronal cell body; dendrite; axon.
AUGAAAAAAGUUACGAAUUGUCCUCACCGAUCACAGAUUGAAUUACAAUUUGAAUUUUAUAACGAAGAAAGGACGAAGUCAUUGAAAGAACCAAGAUAUUCCGAACUCGAGUCUCUUGACCAAGUUACCCGGACGAAAAUGCAUCUGGAGAUGAUCAAGAUCGUAAGGAUCGUGAACAACAUUUACGGUGUACAAAUUCUGCUGUUGAUGAUCUCAUCGGUUAUCUCCAUCACCAUUCUCUUCUACCUGUUGUACAGGAUAACAUGGAUGGAGUUGACCGUCGACUCAUAUUUGCAAGAAGUGAUUCCUUUGACUUGCUGGAUCUUCUUCUACAUCAUGUUGAUCUUGUAUAUAAAUCACGUUUGUGCCAAAACGAUCAUAGAGGCAGCAAGCAUCGGCGACACCAUUUGCGAACUCUAUGAACCGUCCACCAGCACAGAAUUUCGAGCAGAGAUUCAAGAUUUCACUUUACAACUGAUCCAAAACCCAUUGCUAUUCACGGCCUGCGGGUUCUUCAAUCUGGACCACGCUUUUAUCCAAGGAAUUGUCGGAACGAUCACCACAUAUCUCAUCAUCAUAAUCCAAGUGGGAGACAUGACGACCUCGCGUAUGGAGGUCACAGCAGCCGAAAAAUUCGAAAAUCAGUCUUCGACGAUAGGAAUCGAUACAGUGACAAACUUUUCUUUGUUGUCCGAAGAAGGGCCCGUGAAGAACAGUGAUUAA